CUACUUUUGGGUGUCAGGGAAAAUUAAUGGAGUAAAAAGUACAUAUUUUCUUAAGGAAUGUAGUGAGGCAAAAGUAUAAGUAGUCAAAAAUAUAAAAAGUAAAGUACAGAUACCCCCAAAAACUACUUAAGUAGCACUUUAAAGUAUUUUUACUUAAGUACUUUACACCACUGCUUUUAAUGCGGUUGAUUUCGAUGUUGCCCUUUGGUGUUUGAGGUCUACUGUAGAUCUACAUGUAGUUGCAGUUACGACUAAUGUUUUUGGCAUUUGUGUCGGUGUAAGAGUUAGUGCUUUAGUCAUCAGGAUUAAAACUUUUUAAAAGCAUUCCCAAAAUCUGAUUUGUACCGUAGUUGAAUCACAGAUGUUGCUGAAAUGUAUGUCAUAUUAUAUUUUAUAUAUUUGUACUUAAAAGGAUAGUUAGAGAUUUUGUCAAUUAAGCCUUUUUUCUACUUACCCAGAGUCAAAUGAAAAAAAUGUAUGUGUCUGUGUGCAGUUUAAAGGAAGUCAAAGGUAGUUUCUGGAAUUGCUUAUUAGGGUUAGUGCAAUGACUGAAAGUCUACAGUAGCUGCUAGCAUUGUGUUCAUGAGUUCAUCUGACUCUGGGUAAAUAGAAGGAAAAUAAUCUUGAACUAUCCCUUUUAAUACAGUGUAGUGGAAAAUGUUCCCUAAUUUCUUGUCCUGCUUUAAUUAAUUAAUUGAAAAUGAGUCUGCACAGUACAACAAUCUUUUUGUUUCUUGGGGUAUGUAGGAUAUGCUUCCAUGGGAAUGUUUGACUAUUCCCUACUCGACCUUCUCAACUUGGUCCUGUAUCGCUUACGUGUGCACAUCUGCCGUCACAUGUCACGUGUCACUGGCCCUUCCCCAGAUAGCCUGCCUAAUCCAGAUGUCUGGCCAGGGGGCACAGCUCCCAUCCAAACUGGCCUUCAUCAGGGUUUUUAGAAUCAGUAAGCAUAGGUCUGGAUGCACUAAUGAGGAUUUUUUUUUUUUGUGCAGAUCAAGAUGGGGGCACAGUCAUGGGCGUAUGUUUCAUUACCGUACCACUACCUUUUAGCCUGCAGCUUAGACUGAGGAUAUAAGGUGCAGAGGACAAGUGGCCAUUUGCAAGGACAUGUUUUUUUUACAGAACAUCAUCUCUUAUAGAAGACUUAACUCAAGUCUGAUCCCAACUUGACCACCACUGGUUAUGAAAACCUGCAUCCUCAUAGUAAAUCAGCAGGAGGCAAGAUGUUUGUGGAGUCUGUUGUCCGAUGGGGGGCAUGGAGCAUCUUGCUCCAGUGUGGAUUAUUUGGUGUGUCAGCAGGGGACUUCCCCUGGCCUUGCCCUGCCAGGUGUGUGUGUCGGCUUGAGACUUUAGAAGUGAACUGCUCUGACAAACAGCUGACUUCUGUGUCUCAGGGCUUCGCUAGUGGCACCCAGCGUAUUAACUUAUCUCGUAACAAGCUGAAGACACUGGGUCGUCGCCAGUUCUUUGGAUUGACCCAGCUAGAGGAUCUGGACAUUAGUGACAAUGUCAUCGCCAUGAUUGAAGUGGAGGCUUUCCAGGGCCUGCAGAACCUCAAGACCCUGUGCAUUAGGAGCAACCGCCUCAAGAUCAUCUCUGUGGGGGUCUUCUCCGGACUGCCCAGCCUGCGCUUCCUGGACCUGAGUGAGAACGAGAUCCUAGUCUUUCUGGACUACACCUUCCGUGAAUUGGUGAGCCUGCACCAGCUGGAGGCUGGGGAGAAUGACCUGGUGUUCAUCUCCCAGCGGGCCUUUACCGGCCUGCAGAACCUGCAGGAGCUCAAUCUGGACCGCAGCAACCUGACCUCCAUCCCCACCGAGGCACUGUCCCAGCUCCAGAGCCUGACUCGGCUGCGCAUGUUCCGCCUCACUAUUUCGGCGUUGCCCAACAAUGCCUUCCGCCACCUGCAUCGACUGCGCAGCCUCGUCAUCUCCCACUGGCCCUUGCUGGACACCCUGGCCAGCAACAGCCUGAUUGGCCUCAACCUCACCUCGCUGGUCAUCAGCAGCUGCAAUCUCAGUGCUGUCCCAUACCAGGUGCUGCGCCACCUGGUCUACCUUGGCUACCUGGACCUGUCCUACAACCCAAUCACAGCCAUCCAAGGUAACCUGCUGGGGGACUUGUUGCGGCUGCAGGAACUGCACCUAGCUGGGGGCAACCUGCUCCGCAUAGAGCCAGGGGCCUUCAGGGGGCUGGCUUACUUCCGUCUGCUCAACGUGACAUCCAACCAGCUCAGCACGCUGGAGGAGAGUGCCUUCCACUCGGUGGGGAAUCUGCAGGUCCUGCGGCUGGAUGGGAAUCCCCUGGCCUGCGACUGCCGACUGCUCUGGGUGGUCCGCCGGCGACAGCGCCUAAACUUUGACGGCCGCCAACCCACCUGCUCCACCCCGGACAUGGUGCGAGAGCGGGAAUUCCGGGACUUCUCAGAGAAAGAGCUCCCGAGACUGUUCACCUGCCGGCAGGCCAGAAUUGUAGACCGCAGGUCCCAGGAGGUCAGGGUGGAGGAGGGCACUACGGUGCUAUUCUCUUGCAAGGCGGACGGUGACCCAAUGCCCUCCUUUACCUGGUUGUCAACCCAGCGGAUUCCGCUCUCCACUACGGGGCGCAUCAGGGUGUUGUCCAAUGGGACUCUAGAGGUACGCUAUGCCCAGGUUCAGGACAGCGGCACAUACCGGUGCACAGCGGGCAACGCAGCUGGCAACGACAGCCUGUACGUCAGCCUCUAUGUGAAGGGUUUCCCAAGAAACCGCACCAUGCCCUUUUUCACCAACGAAGGCUGGAUAGAGUCCUCACACGCCCCUACUGCCAACUCCUCUACCCAGGUGGCCAACCAGUACCCGUUUGAUGCCAAGACACUGAUCAUCGCCACCACCAUGGGCUUCCUGUCGUUCCUCAGCUCAGUGGCUAUCUGCUUCGUCUUCAUGUUCUUCUGGAGCCAGAGCAAGGGGCAAAUCAAACACACAGCCACCAUCGACUAUGUGCCCCGUACCUCAAUGGGGGUAGGAGGAGGAGGAGGAGGGGGUGGAGGUGAUGCUGGCAAGUUCACCAUGAAGCUUAUCUAAGGUUAUGUGGUAGAGGACUUGGGACACAUUGACUGUGUCACUCCCUGAGGGUGAAGGCUCUACAGGGACACAGGGACACACUGCCUGCCUUCAGAAAGCUAGAUCCUCAGUGCACCCUUAACAUACUGAAAUUAUACAUAUCAUCCUAAAUAUCUUGGAGAAGAAAAUAAUGAAGUGGUUGUCUAGAAACUGGUUUAUUUAAACUCUGUUGUCAAUUUUUUUAAAUGGUGUCAGUAUUUAUUCAACAUUACAAUUACAGUGCUACAAAUCGAACAUGAUGAUAUGAAACAUUAUACAUGUUCAUGUGUAUAAGGAAUGCUCUUAAAGUGUCAAGGUUCAUUUCACUCAUAUCAGGUGUGCUUGGUGGAUCUGAUGUAUAGUAAGUGUGGAUAUCAUGUGUCAACUUGCCAAUACAGGUCAAGCAAGAAUUGCCCUCUGACCUGAGGAUAACUAUUUAUGCUUAUCCACAGAGGAUCCAUUCAGAGACUGCAUACUCACCAUUUGCUUAAGGCUCUAUGAAACUAUAAUAAUAUGCAAACACAUGACUGUAGUUAUAUAGUUAUAAUAGAUGUAUAGAAUAUUGUACUAGGCUAUAUUCAAAUACGGUAGAUAAAUCAGUUUCACUGUACAGUAACAUUUCAUGGCUCACUUUUUGACUAGCCUUUAGUUUACGAAAAUUCAUGUUGUUUUGGGGACAGGAGUAUUAUUUAGUUAUCAGAAUUUGACAGUGUCCAGCGGGUGAUGAAAUUCUAAUCUGUACAUGAGAAUGUAUCCAAUUCCAUGUCAUAUUAUAAACAAUCUUUUAAGCUUUAAAUCCUAUUUCCAUUUUCUUUUUUACAACAAAGUAAGAUAGUUCGCACACAUCAAAUACAGAGAAUUCAAGAUUAUUUUUAGCAAGUCAUUUUCUUUUUAUACUGUAUAAUUUGGUAAGAUCUUGCAAUCAGCAACAAUGCUUCAAUGAUAAUAUAACUGUAUAACAUUCAUGUAACCUCACACUGUUUGUUUUUCCUGAAUGUUAAUCGAUCACAGGGUAUUGAAAAUAUGUGCCUGAGUAAUCUCACUCGCCAUUCAAGAAACAAUGAUGAACUGUAAUGGCGAACAGUACCUUGUACAAUGUCAAAUGUAGGUCAUGGACAUUUCCAUGCUCUAGGUUACUUUAUAGCUGUAUCUAGUCCUGUGGAUUAGUGCCACUUAAAUAUGCCACUCUUCUUUCAUGUACACUUGUUGUGUAGGUACACACAAACCAAAAUUCUAAUACAAUGUAAAUGAUGUACACAUCUAUAGUUAAGUCUGUUGUUUUGCUAUCUUAUUUGUAAAAUAUAAUCUUUUUGCAUUUUGAAAUGAUUAAAAACCUAUUUAACCUGC
Messenger RNA from Oncorhynchus masou masou (cherry salmon), 4427 nucleotides. Its product is annotated as leucine-rich repeat and immunoglobulin-like domain-containing nogo receptor-interacting protein 1. The transcript has 3 exons. The coding region runs from base 1224 to 3062 and encodes 612 amino acids. Gene Ontology annotation, molecular function: protein binding. The record is from RefSeq and is a predicted model, not a curated record. NCBI's taxonomy places the organism in Eukaryota, Metazoa, Chordata, Actinopteri, Salmoniformes, Salmonidae.